Messenger RNA from Cladocopium goreaui, 1428 nucleotides. NCBI's taxonomy places the organism in Eukaryota, Dinophyceae, Suessiales, Symbiodiniaceae. The record is from the annotation of a GenBank genome assembly.
CGUCCCUGCAUCGCCCCGAUGUGGGCAAGCGUCAUUCAUCAUGGGGGGCGUUAUGUCGUCAAAGCUUCCACCAGUGGGAGACAAAGAUUUGAGGACGGUCCUUUCGUACAACCUCAACGAGAGCCACAUCAGAUCUGUGUACAAACUUUUUACAGAGAUUGACGUGGACUCCAAUGGAGUUUGGACCGUGAGCGAGAUGUACAGAGUCCUCAAGGAGCCCAGACUCUCAGUUCGAGCUCCCGUCAUCGACACCAUUUUUUUCAUGGGUGACAGCAAUAGUGAAGGCAGCAUGACCUUUCAGGAUUUUCUGGUCACGAUGAGUUCCUUCUGUGCGCUCUCCAAAGAAGAGAUGCUGCAAUUUCUCUUCAUGAUCAUCGACAUUGACCGAAACGGUACCAUUGAGAAGGAAGAGCUCUUGAAUUUCUUCUCGUACAUUCCGGCCGGAGCCGACGAUGGUCGGGGCGAGCCUGUUUUCCCUGUGAACAACAAAAAUGCCCUCGACAAGUUCCGUGGCGGGAAAUGGCGAAGUCUACAAUUUGAUGGACUUGCCCAGCUCUGCGAACUCUUUCCGUAUAUUGCCUAUCCUGCUUAUCACACACAGGACAUGUACCGCAAGAUUCUUCUGGGAAAGGGCUUUUGGGAACGCUUGGACUACGAGCGGAUCAAGUAUCAGACAGUCGUCAGGACAAAGCGUGUCAAGAUGCCUUUUACCAAGAAGAAGAUCGAGGUGAAGCUGCCUGGCCGUUGCACCAUGCAAGAGCUCUUGGAGUACUCGCGGCGGAACACUGCAGUGCAGGGCGGCAAGCGAGUCACAUCUCAAGAUGCUGGCGAGGCAGAAUCCACCUUGGCCAAGGAGCGUGAUUUGCAAAUCCAACGAAGCCCCAUUCUGAACAUGAUCCGGAAUCCCAGAUGCAUGUACUACAUCCCGCAGGAGGGUGGCAAAAAUAUCCAGAAGCAGAAGGGGCAUCGCUCUGAGUUGGAUGUUGGUGAGCAAGACAUGGAGAGUGAUGGAGAAGGUGAUAUGGAUGUCUCACCUGAUGACACGGGAGGAGGCGUGAUCACGGGUGCACCCAACAACGCAGAGCACAUGUUGCAGAUUGUCACGGCGAUGCAACAGAAGCAGAAAGAGAAGAUGAUGGCAGCGAUUGAAGAUGAAUCCUCAGAUGAUGAGGAAGAACAGCUUGCCCUGGGCAAAGGCGGUUCAGCAUCCAGCGACGACUUGGCUCUCUCGGACACGGGGGUGAAUGGAUUGGUGCUGACAUAUGCUGACGGCCAGCAGCCAACGGUAACCAACGGUAACCAUCGGUAACCAACAUUUGAAUCACUUAACGGCCAGCAGUCUGCGCAGGACGCCUCUUCGUGAAAGCACGUGAAUCCUGGAAAUCCUGGAGCGAAUUGUCCUUGAGAAUUUGGCAACAUUUGGCAACA